Schistosoma curassoni is the source of this 426-nucleotide messenger RNA. The record is from the annotation of a GenBank genome assembly. NCBI's taxonomy places the organism in Eukaryota, Metazoa, Platyhelminthes, Trematoda, Strigeidida, Schistosomatidae.
GGUCGUAAAAUUGAAGAAAUUCUAUCUACAGUACCUAAUGAUUGGAGUAAAGAAGAUUUGAAAUCCAAAGUGUCAGAUGCACUUAUUGAAGAAUUUGAUCCAAUUCAAAAACGAAUAAAUGAUCUUAUGAAUACAGAAGAAGGCCAAUCUACUAUAGUUAACUGUUUAUCACAUGGUUCAAGGCGAGCUAACCAGUUGGCUACAAAACGUUUAGAGCUAAUUUACUCUGCUAUUGGUUGGAUAAUACUUCCAAGUCAUUGGUCUCAUAAUCAGCAUUAUGCAAAUGCGAUUAAAAUGAUCUCGGUGGUCUUGUAAUAGUAUUCCGAUAGUCGAAAAUGGGUUUUAUGAAAUUCGCUGUCUCGGGCAUUUCUAUAUGUUUUGACGCGCAAACUUCAUAUCGCCUCCUUACGGGUCAUAUUAUCCUUC